GGGGUGGGGGGGGAGGGGAAAUAAAUCAACCCCCACGAAAAAAAAACCAUCAGUCGUAAUUGGGGAAGUUUUUAAGGUUGUGGUGGCUCCCGACUGUUCUUCUUCAACGCUGCGGAGAGGGGAAAGGAACAUGGAAACUGGCUCAGAGGGAGUCUAACAGUGGAGACAUUGACAUACGGAUUUUUUUUUUUGGGGUGGGGUUGGAGGGGGGGGUGCGUGGCGGAAGGGGGGGGAAAUUCACCUUGGAUAAGAGAGCGAGCGAGAGAGAGAGAAAUUUGGAGGUUCCACCAGCCUGGCUCCUUGGAGCUCAAAACCCUUUGAAAUCUGAACGAGUUUUGUUUGGAUUAAAGGCAUAAGUUGAUUCCGUGUCAUUAAAAUAAAAAUGUGCACCGAGGGUUUCCACUACAGAGCUCUCUUUGAGUACAAGAAGGAAAGGGAUCAAGACAUCGACUUGUUGCCCGGGGAUAUUCUGAGUGUGAACAAAAUGGUGCUCCUCAGCCCUGACUAUCAAGAGGGAGAUGAGAAAAGUCCCAAAGGCUGGCUCAAUGGUGUCAACGAGCGAACCAAAGACAAGGGCGACUUUCCCGGCACCUACGUUGAGUUUGUGGGACCCAUUAGGACCCUUCCACCCACCCCAAAGCCAAGACCUAGACCCGUCCCGCCCACCCCAAUUGGUGCAUCGACUGGAGCUCAAGCCAAAUCUACGUUCCCUCAGGGCAAGAGCUGAGCGAGCAGUUAACUUUGCCGGAUCAAGUGCUGCCGAUUGUAAUGAAGCUCACCGAGGGUUUGGAGAGACCAGGUGCAGACAACGAAACCCUCUACAGGCAUCCUCCUGGCUCCCCGAGCAACGCCAGCCUCAAACAGAUCCUGGAGACAGAUCUGGCGGCUGUUGAUAUUGAUCAGUAUGACAGCCACACCAUUGCUGAAGCACUGAAGCAUUACUUACAAGAGUUGCCUUCACCUGUGAUUCCACCAGUUAUAUACAGUGAGCUGGUCUACACUGCCCAAGAGAUCCAGAACCAUGACGAGUGCGUCCAGCAAAUUAAGAGGAUCGUGGAGUCUCCCAGUAUGCCACAGCAACAUUGCCUUAUCCUCCAGUGUCUCGUCAGGCACUUCUGCAAGGUCUGUCAGACUGGAAGCAACACCCAGCUCACACCCAGGCUCCUGGGAGAAAUCUUCAGCGACAUCUUGUUCAGGCCUUCACUAUUGAGUGCUGAUGUGAAUCCAGAGCACCACAUCAAGAUCAUUGAGGCACUUAUCAUGACUGGAGGCUUGGCUGAAAUGCAAACUGCACCAGCUCUGCCUCCGAAACCGCCUAAGCCCAUGACGCCAGUCAAUGUCAAUGGAAUCAAAGACAGUGCAAGCAUAACCCUGCAAGAUGCAGAGUGGUAUUGGGGAGACAUUUCCAGGGAAGAAGUGAACGACAAGUUGCGUGACAUGCCAGACGGUACGUUCCUGGUGAGAGACGCCUCGACCAAGAUGCAGGGGGAUUACACGCUGACCCUCAGGAAAGGCGGCAAUAACAAGCUGAUCAAAAUCUACCACCGGGAUGGAAAGUACGGCUUCUCAGACCCUCUCACUUUUAAUUCAGUGGUGGAGCUCAUUAACCAUUAUCGACACGAGUCCUUGGCCCAGUAUAACCCAAAGCUUGAUGUUAAAUUAAUGUAUCCGGUCUCCAAGUUCCAACAGGAUCAAGUGGUGAAAGAAGACAAUAUCGAUGCUGUUGGCAAGAAGCUGCAGGAAUACCAUAAUCAAUAUCAGGAGAAGAGUAAAGAAUACGACCGGCUUUAUGAAGAAUACACAAGGACUUUGCAGGAAAUCCAAAUGAAACGAACUGCAAUCGAGGCUUUUAAUGAAACGAUAAAAAUAUUCGAAGAGCAGUGUCACACCCAAGAACGUUACAGCAAAGAGUACAUCGAGCGGUUCCGUAGGGAAGGAAAUGAAAAGGAAAUCGAACGGAUAAUGAUGAACUACGAGAAGCUCAAGUCUCGUCUCGGGGAGAUCCACGACAGUAAGAUUCGCCUGGAGCAGGACCUGAAGAAACAAGCGGCUGACAACCGGGAGAUUGACAAGAAGAUGAACAGCAUCAAGCCUGACCUCAUUCAGCUGCGGAAGAUCAGGGAUCAGUACCUUGUGUGGCUCAAUCACAAAGGAGUGCGCCAAAAACGAAUAAACGACUGGCUCGGAAUCAAAAAUGAGAACACAGAUGACACCUAUUUCAUGACUGAAGAAGACGAAAACCUUCCUCACUACGAUGAGAAGACCUGGUUUGUGGGAGCCAUCAACAGGACACAGGCUGAAGAUUUGCUCCGAGGGAAAUCGGAUGGCGCCUUCCUCAUUCGAGAGAGCAGUAAAAAGGGCUGCUAUGCCUGUUCUGUGGUAGCCGACGGAGAAAUCAAGCACUGCGUGAUUUACAGCACACCGAGAGGUUAUGGAUUCGCCGAACCGUAUAACUUGUACAGCACUCUGAAAGACCUGGUGCUACACUACCAGCAAACAUCACUGGUCCAGCACAAUGACUCUCUGAAUGUCAGACUGGCUUACCCCGUGUACAGCCAGAUGCCCUCUCUGCGCAGAUGAAUGUUCGGAGUCGGGCGGUGACAGAUUACAGAACACUUGAGGGCAUUGUACUUGGCUGCUUUUUGCACAGUGAGUACAGAAUGUGAAUCAGGACAGUGGUGUGCUCGGAAGAGAGUUCAGGUGACCAUGGUGCUACCUAAACUGCCAGCUGUGACUGUCUUGUUCCUUUUUGCUUUUAAGUCGGAGAGAGACACACACGCACUCACACACACACUCACACACAAAAAUAAACU
Messenger RNA from Callorhinchus milii (elephant shark), 2813 nucleotides. It is a transcript of the gene pik3r3b, whose product is annotated as phosphoinositide-3-kinase, regulatory subunit 3b (gamma). Bases 769 to 2580 code for a protein of 603 amino acids. The record is from RefSeq and is a predicted model, not a curated record. Gene Ontology annotation, cellular component: phosphatidylinositol 3-kinase complex. The transcript is spliced from 15 exons. Gene Ontology annotation, molecular function: 1-phosphatidylinositol-3-kinase regulator activity. Gene Ontology annotation, biological process: phosphatidylinositol phosphate biosynthetic process; insulin receptor signaling pathway. Lineage: Eukaryota; Metazoa; Chordata; Chondrichthyes; Chimaeriformes; Callorhinchidae.